Molecule: messenger RNA, 207 nt
Organism: Cladocopium goreaui
Lineage: Eukaryota; Dinophyceae; Suessiales; Symbiodiniaceae
Source: the annotation of a GenBank genome assembly
AUGCCUCGGCCCGAAGUCGUUGGAGGUGUAGCAGUGGGGCGUUCCACCAUCCCUGGUGCUGGCAUGGGACUUUUUGCCGCAGAGGAUUUGCCAAAGUACCAGAUCGUUGGGGAAUAUAGCGGUGAGGUCAAAAGCUAUGCACGUUUCGGCGAGAAGGUGGACCGCUUGGGUGACGUGGUGGCGACAUGGAGUGGGUGCGUUCCCUGA